Messenger RNA from Ostrea edulis (European flat oyster), 2132 nucleotides. RefSeq names its product tetratricopeptide repeat protein 30A-like. Gene Ontology annotation, molecular function: intraciliary transport particle B binding; protein binding. The transcript is spliced from 17 exons. NCBI's taxonomy places the organism in Eukaryota, Metazoa, Mollusca, Bivalvia, Ostreida, Ostreidae. Gene Ontology annotation, cellular component: axonemal microtubule; intraciliary transport particle B. Gene Ontology annotation, biological process: intraciliary transport. The record is from RefSeq and is a predicted model, not a curated record. The coding region runs from base 107 to 2068 and encodes 653 amino acids.
GACAAAGUAAAAACUGAAAUCGAACUCAGGAAACAUUUAUGAGAUUUAGACAACAUUCCAGACUCGUUGCUAGCAACUGUCCAGUGUUCUGAGUGCUCUUUUAAAAAUGACACAUUUACAGCUAAAAGAAGGAGAGUAUACAUCAACAAUAUACUCAUUAAUUAAAGACCAGCGUUACAACGAUGCUGUUCAAUUACUUAGCAGCCAAGUCCAAGGGCACACAAAGUCCAGAGCAGCAUUGUCCCUUCUCGGUUUCUGCUACUUUCAAAUGCAAGAUUUUGUAAAUGCUGCUGACUGUUAUGAAGGACUGAGUGCGAUGCAUCCGGAGAUAGAGGAUUACAAACUGUAUUAUGCCCAGGCCUUGUACAAAGCUUGCCUGUACCAGGAAGCCAUGAAGGUGGCCUGUCAGAUUGAUAACCCACAGUAUCAAAGUCAGAUAACCAAAUUACAAGCUGCCAUCAAAUUUGGAGAGGAAGACUUACCAGGAGCUAAGAGUCUAGUGGAACAAUGCCCUUCUGAUGAUCCUGAUACUGAGAUAAAUCUGGGCUGCCUGCUCUAUAAGGACAAACUGUAUGAGGAGGCAUGCCAGAAGUUUACGACAGCCAUGCAGAUUCUGGGUUACCAGCCCCAGCUCUCUUACAACAUUGCCCUCUGUCACUAUCAGAUGAAGCAGUAUGCCCCUGCUCUAAAGCAUAUUGCUGACAUCAUAGAGAGAGGCAUCAGAGAACAUCCCGAGCUGAGUGUCGGGAUGACGACUGAAGGGAUUGAUGUUAGAAGUGUGGGUAACACUUUGACCCUGCACGAGACCGCAUUGGUGGAGGCAUUCAAUCUGAAAGCAGCCAUUGAAUACCAGCUCAAAAAUUAUUAUGGAUCCACUGAUUUUGAUGCGGCCUGUGAGGCUCUGACAGACAUGCCCCCUAGAGCUGAGGAGGAGUUGGAUGCCGUCACCCUCCACAACCAGGCCCUGAUGAACAUGGAGCAGCAUCCCACCCAGGGAUUCGAGAAACUGCAAUUUCUUCUUCAACAAAAUCCAUUCCCACCAGAAACCUUUGGCAACCUACUUCUUCUUUAUGUCAAAUAUGAGUAUUAUGACCUGGCUGCUGAUGUUCUUGCUGAAAACUCCCACCUUACAUUCAAAUUUAUGACACCUUACAUGUACGACUUCCUGGAGGCGGUUAUAACCAGUCAGACAUCAAAGGAGGAGGCGUACAGAAAACUUGAGGACAUGGCAAAGAAUCAAACCGAGACUCUCAGUAAACUCACCAAACAGGUUCAAGAAGCUCGUCAGAACCACGAUGAUGAGGCUGUAAAACGAGCAGUAAAUGAAUAUGAUGAAGCCUUGGAGAGGUAUAUACCUGUUUUGAUGCAACAAGCUAAAAUUUACUGGGACAUGGAGAAUUACCCGCACCUGGAGAAGAUUUUCAGGAAGUCCGUGGAAUUCUGUAACGAACAUGAUGUCUGGAAGCUGAACGUAGCUCACGUGUUGUUCAUGCAAGAGAACAAGUAUAAAGAGGCCGCUGGAUUCUAUGAACCAAUAGUGAAAAAGAACUAUGAUAAUAUUCUGAGCGUCAGCGCCAUCGUACUAGCAAACUUGUGUGUGUCCUACAUCAUGACCAGUCAGAAUGAGGAGGCCGAGGAACUGAUGAGGAAAAUUGAGAAAGAGGAAGAACAAUUAUCUUAUGACGAUUCAGAGAAGAAAAUCUACCAUCUCUGUAUUGUUAACCUAGUAAUAGGGACAUUGUAUUGUGCGAAGGGGAACUAUGAGUUUGGUAUUUCCCGCGUGAUUAAAUCCCUGGAACCAUAUAACAAAAAGCUAGGAACAGACACGUGGUACUACGCCAAACGGUGCUUCCUGUCCCUGAUUGAGAACAUGGCCAAACACAUGAUCAUGAUGAAGGACCAGGUCGUUCAGGAAUGUAUCCAGUUCCUAGAGUGUUGUGAAAUGUAUGGGAAGGACGUGAAAGCCUUGAUUGAGCAGCCACUGGAAGCCGAACCAAUGCAUCCUGGGAAAAAUACAGUGACCUAUGAAGCUCGCCUCCUGAAAAGCUUACUGCUACAACUGAUGUGAAACCAAUGUUGUUGUUUUUAAUGUUUCAGGAACUGUGAUAAAUAAAUGUCUUAAUUUUCCCAUA